UUUUUGAUAAGCGUCUGUUUUCUUUAAGUGAAUAGUGUUCGUUUUUAUAACAUUAAUUUUGUUGUUAGCGAUGUAGGCUCAACUGGUACUGCUAGUGCAGACGUGGUGUCGCUAGUCAGGUGCGUCCUAUGAGAACACAGUUGUAGAGGCCUAUUUGAACAACAGGGCCACUUGAGAAGCCGCUUGCCUUCACUACUCAUUCUUUGUCAAGCCUUAUUUUAAUGCAACUAUGAUGUCUCAGUGGAUUUGUAUGGCUUUCGUCUGGGAAGGAAACUGAGAGGGUUGAUCUUUGACAUGUCAUCUGACCAGAAACAACAUAUGUCUUAGAUGCAAAACUAAAAAGGAAAAAAGUCCAAAGAUUCAGAAUCAAAAUGUCGUCACGAAGGAUUCGCCUGCAGUAUUGUAAAGUUAUCAUCUUAACAUCCAUGGUGUGGGUAAUGGUGGAUGUAUUUGUUCUCAUGUAUUUUACGGACUGCACCAACACCAGUAACAGUUGUAACAGUGGGAAUAAUGGUGCAGCUAAUGGAGGAGGACUUACAAAACAGGACAGUCCAGGCUUCCUCGAUAAAAUAAUACCUAAAGGGUUGCUAACCAAGACACCAACAGGGCCAGGAGAGAUGGGUAAAGCAGUAGUUGUCCCCAAGGACCAAGAGGCACAAGCAAAAGAACUGUUCAAGAUCAAUCAGUUCAAUCUGGUAGCCAGUGACAUGAUGUCUCUCAAUCGAUCCUUGCCUGAUUAUCGCAUGGAUGGAUGUAAGAAGAAGUCCUAUCCCACACUAAACGAGCUUCCUAAAACUAGUGUAGUAAUUGUGUUUCACAAUGAGGCCUGGUCAACAUUGCUGAGGACUGUUUGGAGCAUAAUCAAUCGAUCUCCAUGGGAAUUGGUCGAAGAAGUUAUCCUUGUUGAUGAUGCAAGUGAGAAGGAGCAUCUUGGGAGGAAGCUAGAUGACUAUGUUGCAAAGUUGCCACUUCGUGUCCAUGUUGUUCGUUUAGAAAAACGGACAGGGCUUAUUCGAGCUCGCUUGAAAGGUGCCUCAGUGGCAAAGGGACAGGUUCUGACAUUCCUUGAUGCUCACUGUGAGUGCACAGAGGGGUGGCUACAACCAUUGCUGUCAGAAAUUCAUAAAGAUAGGAAAUCAGUGGUGUGCCCCAUCAUUGAUGUGAUUAGCGAUGACACAUUCGAAUAUAUCACAGGAUCAGACAUGACUUGGGGAGGAUUUAACUGGAAGCUAAACUUCCGCUGGUAUCCUGUGCCACAGCGUGAGCUUGAUAGAAGAAAUGGAGAUCGCGCUGUUCCCACUCGAACACCAACAAUGGCAGGAGGAUUGUUUUCUAUUGACCGUGACUACUUUUAUGAACUGGGUUCCUACGAUGAGGGAAUGGACAUUUGGGGAGGAGAGAACCUUGAGAUGUCGUUCAGGAUAUGGAUGUGUGGUGGACAGAUUCUUAUUGUGACAUGUUCUCGUGUGGGUCAUGUAUUCCGCAAAACAUCGCCAUACUCAUGGCCAGGUGGCGUUGCUCGCAUCAUAAAUCACAAUACUCAGCGAAUUGUAGAGGUGUGGAUGGAUGACUACAAGGAUUUCUUUUAUAAAAUAAAUCCAGGUGUGAAAGCAACUGAAUAUGGAGAUGUGUCAGAGAGGAAGAUUUUGCGUGAAAAACUUCAGUGCAAAAGUUUCCGCUGGUAUCUGGAAAACGUUUAUCCUGAAUCACAGUUACCAUUGGACUACCACUCCUUAGGCGAGAUUCGAAAUAAAGAGACAAAUCAGUGUGUUGAUACUAUGGGUCGUAAGAGUGGAGAGAAAGUUGGCCUUGUCAUGUGCCAUGGUCAGGGAGGCAAUCAGAUAUUUUCAUACACAAAAAAGAAAGCUUUACAGACAGAUGACCUGUGCCUAGAUGUGUCAGCUCUUGGUGGCCCUGUAAAAUUAUUUCAGUGCCAUGGGCUGGGCGGCAACCAAAAAUGGGAGUAUCACCAACAGCUACUUACUUUACGCCACGUCAAUACGGACCAGUGUCUAGGAAAGGCAUCUGUGCAUGACAAAGAAACACCUUCAUUAGGUCCAUGUACAGGUGAAGUAUCACAGCAGUGGGUCCUCAGUGACAUGAAGUGGUAACACAUUGUAGUUGCUGUGUCCAUCACACCGCCAUCACAGGAACAUUUGUACACCUUUCACCACCUUUUAUUAUCAUCAGUACCACCAACACUGCCACUAUCAACAUUCUUUCAUCAUCAUUAUCAUCAUCUUCUUCUUCAUUGUCAUAAAUGUAAUAGCUGUUGUAAAGUGCAUCAUGUACAGCAGCCUUUUGUCUUUCAAUGAUCUUUUUAUAGGUCACAUUGGUUUAUAAAUCAUGAGUUUAUAGAUCACAUGGGUUUGUAGAUUACUUGAGUCUAUAGAUAACAUGGAUGCACAUGUGCAUACACAUUAACAUUACUCUUGUCAAGUAGUAUUUGAUUUUGCAUACAAGAAUUAUUGUCUCAAUGCUGUUUAUCUCAAUACAUUGACAGUCUGGGAACUUCUAAAAGAAGAGCAUGUUUUCUUGUAUCCUGAGAGAGAUAAACAUGGCUUUAGAGGCUAAACUGAGGGCCAAAUGUUUUUAUUACAUUUUUAUUAAUCUUAGUAAAUGACUAUUCCCUUUGUAAAGUAUACAUAUCUUGGAAUGUCACAUUUCUUAUCUGCAUUUUAGCAGUUGUCAAGAACACACUUCCACAAUAUUAGGAUCACUAUUAUGGCAAUAUCUCAUUAGCAUUGAAUUCAAGCUGUAGCAUGAGCAGCAUCCUUCACUGAUGAUAGAAUUUGAGUCAUUUUGUGUGCUUCAGGAAAAAACCCACACACUUCUGAGAUAAAUUAAUGACAGCAUCAUUCUUUGUUAACUUGUCAGCCACUUUGAAAUUAAUUUCAGCUUCAACUUCCCAUUUUUGACUAUAAAAUAUCAGCUGUCACUACCUAUUUUUGCUUGAAAUGCUAGUGACUAUAAAACUUACCCCAGAUAUAAUAAUAAUAUCCUAGUCCACGAGAUAGAAAUAUGUUGUUGACUUGUUCCUUUCUUGGCUAAUCAAUGAAGUGAAAGUUUAUGUAAUUUAUCUUUUAAGAGACUUAAUUAAACUAAGCAUAUCCCUUUUAUGCAAGUUGUAUAAUAAAAAGCAGAAUAAUAUGGGAACAUGUUCUUUAAAGAAUCAUAUAAUAAUUUUGUAGGAUAUACACUCUCAAGCAGUUAAAAAGGUAGUAACAGUGUUGCUUGAGACAUUUAUGAAUACAAUAAGAUUUUGUUAUUGGUAUUUUACAUUCCAUUUGGUUACAUCAAAUGUAGAAGACGUUUGUGAACAAGUAUAUGUAGUUGUUAAGCAAAGUUCAUUUCCGAUUGCUCACAUAUGUGUGUAAGUUUGUUUUAAAAUUUCCUUAUUUAGAAGCUGUUUUAAGUCAUUUCAAAAUAUGUGUUACAUGCGCAUUUUAUAAAGCAAUGGAAUUAUGUAGUUUAAUAGAUUUUAUAUCUUUAGAUAUACCAUUUUAGAUCUCUAGUUCAAUUAGACUUUAAUUGAAAUGAACUUGUAACUACCUUAAACUUUGUUAGGUAAUCUGAUGCAACUUGACAUAUUUCAGAUGAAAAUGUGUUGGAAUCGUAUGCCUUGUCAUUUGGAGUCUAUUUCUUUCAUCAUGGAGUGUUGCCAACAGGCAAAUUGAGUUAUGAGUUACUUCCCUGCAAUUUAAUACCCACUUUGCAUGUAUGUCUUAUGUUUAAAACUUAGUUGUCUAUGCACAGAAGUGCUAUGUAAUGCACUUUUUUCCCAUUUAUUGAAUACUUUCAUUGUCACACUUUCAAAUGUGCAGUUUGGUACCUCAUCUUUCAAGGUUAUGCAAUGCUGGACAGAGUGUUAAUUGUUGUAAGUUUCAGACAUGCUUGUAUAAAUUUUGAAUGGUGAUCUAGAACCUCUGAUCCGGUCUUGUUCACUUAUUUGCAUCCCAUGUUUCAGAUUUUUUUUUCAUUGCCAUGGACAGUACUUGUGAAAUGUAUUUGUACAAAGCCAUUCUGCUUAUGUAUGUUUGUGUGUGCAUGCGCACAUGAACUUUUUUCCCUUUGUAGUGGAAUAUUGUCACAAAAUAGAGAAAUAACUUUACAUCUGUGCAGACUUCCCAGGUAUUAAAGAGAUUGGUUAUACCUAUUUUUAUUAUAUAAGGCCUGUUUGAAUGUUUAGAUCAAAGGCAGUCCUUAGUAAGCAUGUGUAUCAGCUAUGAGAAAAAAUGAUAGACAUUAUUAUAUUCAAUUUAAUUAUUAUCAUUAUUUAAUGAUCUGGAUCUAAACAGCAUAUACGAGUUCUGAUUAUAAUGUAUUGGCAUUCAUAAGAAAGAAGUAAAAUUCAACUUUGAAACCUUCACACUACUUGUUUACCUCUUAAAAAUCCUGUUAAGACAGGCAGUUUUGUUUCACAUAUUUUUGUGUAAAACAUAUUCCCUCAUUUUUUUAAGAGGAUAAAAUCCUCAUUAACAGUCAUUUAUCUCAUUUGCAUGCAUGUAUGCUUACUACACACUCAUGCAUGCACACACCUUGGACUUCAUUAAUCAAAAUGAGCUUGCUUGUUGUUAGAUUUUCAUUUUUGGGGGGGGAGGCUUGGGGAAUUAUUAGCCAUCUUUCAAAUAACAUAAUGUUGCAUUUAUUAAAAAUGCCAUAUGGUGCUGUGUAUUAACAAAUCUGACUAUUUUAUAUAGGUUGAUAACCUUAUUAACAGAAACUGUACAGAAAUUGUGUAGUGAUGAAGGUAAAGAAUCACUGAUUGAUCACGUUUAUUUCGGAAUUACAAGAAUGAAAUGUUCUACUGUUUUCAGAUGUUUUCCUGUAUUUGUUUUCUACCUAAUUGUGUCUGUCUUUAAAUCUUUUUUUGUUUGCCAUCAUUCCCUUUCCAAAGUCUGUAUUUGCUUUUGCCUGUAUGUUUUCUUCCAUCUUUUAUCCAAAUUAUAAUUUAUUAUUUAUUGAGAUGAGGCAAGGAUUUUGACUUUGUUGCUACUUUGUUUUGUUAAUCUGCACAUUAUUCAGGCUUUUUAUGUAGAAUUUUAUUCAAAUGUCUUAUUAAUCAAAGAUUAUAAACAAAUACAAACCAAGAAAAAUGUUCAUUUGCUGCCUCUGUUUUAAUGUUAGGCAGUGAAAAGCUGUUACAAUCAAUUUUUUCAUAGCUUUUCAUACAGCAUUCUCCCAACAUGAAGUUUUAAUUUGUCAUGGGAUUAAAUCUUUGAAUACUUGGAAUGCAGGUCAUACUGGCCAUUUGAAAACUUAACAUCUUUACCAUAUGUUAAACUAGACAGAAUAAUGAUUGCAUGCAAUUUAUUUAGGGAUUGUAAAUUGUUUCAUCAUGAUUUAAUGAUCCAAGGCUUCUGAAACACAGAUGCAUGAUGAGAAUGUGCAUACCUGAGAUACAGCCAUGAUUAUACAUACAUUCAAUCAUUCAGAUUCUUCCUACCGAACUCCUCACCCUCUCCUGUUAAAAAUAUUAUGCUUAGAUAAUAAAAAUUAGUUACUUUUGCAAUUUCAUUGUAUAUCAAUAACAUUUCGCUGUUUUGGUUGGUGUGAUUUACUGCAACUUAUGAACUUCGACUUUCAUCUGUUUGGCAGUCUACUUUGCUUUCUGUGAUGAUCCUAUGAAAAUGCAGAGAUGUGCAGGGACGAAGUAUGAUUUCAAGGGAAAUUCCUUGAAAGUUUUGAGUUUUGUGUUUCUUGAUUUGCCCAAAGAUUCAGUGAAUGAUGUUUGAAAACCUUUUUUUUAUAUACCUGUAGACAUUUUUGCUUGGAAAAUACUUGAUGCAUUGUCUUCGUGCUUGGUAACUAUUAGGUACAAAACUUUGCUUGUACAGCACAUUAUGCUCCAUGUGUUGAUGUUUCUUAAUGAAAAAGGCAGCCAUUUACACUUUUGUCAGUCUUGAACUCAGACAGCACACUGGUGAUUUUCAGAAAAGUUUUCAUUAUUUUGCAGCAGGUUCUUGUAGGUAGGAUUAGCACCAACCUAAAGAUCCAGCUAGCAUUAAACAAUAAUUUUUUUUUUUAGGAUUUUAUUUUUGAGUCUUGAUUACUGUUUUUACCUUGAUUGUGUGCCAUUAUUACAAAGCAGCUUCUUCUUUAAUGCCACUGAACUUUGAAAAAAAUAUAACAUUAGCAGUCCUGAAAAAGGUAAAGUUAUUUAUCAUUUUCUGCUUGUGAAGAGGCACAGAUUCACCUCUAAAUAUGAUAUGCCUAUUUAUGUCCAUUAUAUUUGUUAAAAUUACUUAUAUUAAAGCAUAACCAUUAAGAACCACAUUAAAAAAAAACGAAGGUAGGAGAGUCUAUAGAUUUUCCUGUCAUCCACUAAAAUGGUUGUCUAUACAGCCAGAAGAGACAGCAAGUUAUUGGCUUGUCUUUGGGAAGAGUCUGAAGAAGAUAUGGGUUAUUUUUUAAGUGUAGUAAGUAUUUUGCUGCCUUUAUCAUAUUUUCUUUUUCACAGACUUACAAAUGAUUACUUAUUCUCAUUAUCAUGCUUUUCUCAUGAACGAUACUACAAUAUUGGUGAAUUUGUUGAAUGCAGGACUAUUUCAUGCUUAUACAUGUAUUCAAAUUGGCGAGAAGACUUCUCUUGCUCAGAUAUUUUCUCUAAUCAUUUUUCUCAUUUUCCUGUUUUAUUCUCAUUCUUUUUUUAUGGGGAAGGGGGAGGAGGGGUUAUUUAGGAAUAUAUUUCUGUCGUAAAGCUGGAUGCUCAAUAAAGAUGGACAUUUGACCACAAAAGUCAUUAGGGUUAAGUUGGGUAUAAGAAGUUAAGAUUUAUUUCCAGCUGUAAGCAACAAUGGCUGAAAUAGAGACUUUUCAUUUGGUAAAAAAAAAAGGCCUGUUGCAAAACGGUAAUCUGUCUAUGCAUAAAUCUUUCAAACAACCACUGAAAUUGUAUGUCCUUUUAAGAUAUGUUUCUAGUUUCUUUUGAUUGCUUUUGUGGUUCAGUAUGGAUGUGGAGAGGUACUUGGGGAAUGUUGGAUAGGCUUUGUGUGUGUAUGUGUUUUAGAAAAAAGUUAAUCAAAACCUUUGAAAGAGUAAACAAUUUUCAAACUUUU
Messenger RNA from Pomacea canaliculata, 7058 nucleotides. RefSeq names its product polypeptide N-acetylgalactosaminyltransferase 13-like. The coding region runs from base 372 to 2111 and encodes 579 amino acids. The record is from RefSeq and is a predicted model, not a curated record. Gene Ontology annotation, cellular component: Golgi apparatus. The transcript has 15 exons. NCBI's taxonomy places the organism in Eukaryota, Metazoa, Mollusca, Gastropoda, Architaenioglossa, Ampullariidae.